AUGACCCCAUCAUUAUCACCCAAUUUAAUGUCUCAAAAGCAAUCAAGGACAGCAUUCAUUCUUGUAAACUUUGGAAAGUGUGGUCUUGCUUCAUCACUUGGAUCCUUCCAAGUCAAGUAUGUGAAUCCCAUCACAAAGCUUUGCAUCAUUAGAGCUUCAAGAGAAGAGUACCAAAAGGUUUGGUCUGCCAUCACCAUGGUUAGGAGUAUUGGAAAUUGCCCCGUUCUAUGUAACUUGUUGGACCUAAGUGGGAGUAUAAAGGCUUGUAGAAAUGCAGCCUUGAAGUGUGAUGAGCUAAAAUUUGAGCAGUACAAACUUCUUGUUGGGGCUCGUCUCUCAGCUGAUGCUACACAGCAGAUGCAAAAUUGUCUUGAUAAGAUCAAAGUUUUGGAGCAUUGAAAGUACUGCAUCUGUGGUGACAUGCUGCUUAGUCUGGUGUACAAUGCCUUUUGGUUUCAAAUUUCUCUGUCUUUCUGAUUAUGUAUAGAGUCUUUCUCUAAAUUAUUGAGUGUUGUUUCUUUGCCUUUCAGUCAAUUUUCCUGGAAGAGCUGAAUCUCCUCUUCCCUGACACCCUGGGGCCAAAAUUUAUAUAUAUAAAAUUCCUUGAAGAGCUUAUGUCUUA
Molecule: messenger RNA, 622 nt
Organism: Quercus lobata
Lineage: Eukaryota; Viridiplantae; Streptophyta; Magnoliopsida; Fagales; Fagaceae
Product: probable ribonuclease P/MRP protein subunit POP5
Exons: 4
Coding region: 1-399 (132 amino acids)
Biological process (GO): tRNA 5'-leader removal
Cellular component (GO): multimeric ribonuclease P complex; nucleolus; ribonuclease MRP complex
Molecular function (GO): ribonuclease P RNA binding
Source: RefSeq, a predicted model, not a curated record